UAUUUGAAUUUCUAUUUUAUUAUUAUUUAAUAAAAAAAAUACUCGUUUUUAUAAAUGGUCGUGAAUAACUAAGUAAAUAAUACUGUUUAAGAUAAUUUCCUAUUAAGGAUAAGGAGUAUGGUUUGAGUCACUUUGCAUUGGAACCGGCGCAUGCGCAGACGUCCGACAGUUGUUGACAUUAUGAAGUAUUUUAUUUUAUUUUUUGUUGUGCUUGGACUCGUUCGCGGAAAUGAGGAAGACUUUAAAAUAAUUGAUGCAAUAGAACAAGAACGGCCGUGUGUGGAAAAGGGUGGUAUUUGCACGGUAGCGGCUGACUGUCCGAAGGGUCACCUCGCUGAGAAACAGGGGCUCUGUCCGAAUCAGCGCAAACAGGGCAUCGAUUGCUGCCAUGGAAUAUCAAUGAAAGAGACCCGUUGCCUCAAACAUGGUGGAGUUUGUAUGAAACAGGAAACGUUUUGUAAUCCAAGUCUUAUCUUUGAUGAAGCUACUGAUUGUCCAGACAAUCAAAAGUGCUGCCUCAUGGUGUUGUAGAAUUCUAUGAUUAUAUUAAACUAAAUG
This is a messenger RNA of Nymphalis io (European peacock), 558 nucleotides long. RefSeq names its product U-scoloptoxin(19)-Sm1a-like. The record is from RefSeq and is a predicted model, not a curated record. The coding region runs from base 151 to 531 and encodes 126 amino acids. The transcript is spliced from 3 exons. Lineage: Eukaryota; Metazoa; Arthropoda; Insecta; Lepidoptera; Nymphalidae.